GUUUUCAUUUGCGCGCUUGCUGUUUGAGGUUGCUGUGAGGUUUUGUAGCCUCACCAAGUGUUCCCUCAAAGUCCUCAUGUGAAUGCACACUACACGGUAUGCAAUGGAGUGCCCCGCAACAAAGCAGCGGCACUCAGCGGCUGGCGGACUAGUUGUCACAAGGUCACAGCAGCUUCCGGGCCUUCAGGGACUACCUCAGGAGAUAGUCACAAGAAUACUGACUCCGGUCCUUAGCAGUGGCCGUGGCGCGUACGCAUCAUGCCGGGACUUCCGCGACUUCUUGCUUUCUCAAUUGUCGUCGACUGAGGGCGCAGCGCACUACCUCCUGCACCGGUGCGGUAGCGAUAAAGCUGUCGUUGCCAUUUAUGGAGAGUAUUCUGGUCUCUUGCAGUUUUUGGUGCGACUGGACAUCAGCGCUCGGCGGCAGCCGGCCGCACAAGGCCCAAGCAGUAGUGCCGCUGAGCCUGAGCCGGCCCCCGUGCCGGGGCCCCCGCCGCACGCCCCCCUCCCGCUCCCGCCGCUGCUAACCCCGGCGAGCGACCUGGACUUCGCGGCACCUCUUGACAUCCUGGAUUGCGAGGAAGCAGAGCAGCUUGCAUGGAUCGAUGCGGAAGACAAGCUCGCGCAACAGCUGGUGGAAAAGCUCGUUUCGUUGCACGCCGUUGUCAACUUCAAGCAGCUCCUCUCGAGGGCGUGCGCCGCAGGCCACAUCCGCCUCGUUCAGCGACUCCUGUCAGGCGACCUGCAGCUUUCGCUGCCAGCAGGCAAGGCGGCGGCGCCGCCGCCGCCAGCGCCAAUGCUGCUGGCGCCGCAGCAACGGACCUGCAGCAUGGAUCUACCAUGGACGUUUCUGGCGGCGUGCUACACGGAGACGCUGAAGCAAGCCCGCCACGCUGGCCGCUGCAUGGAGGUACUGCAGCUACUGCGGUGGAUAAUCCAGGAGCAGGAGGCACCGCAGCAGCCGGCGGUUGACCGCAAUAACAGCAGUAGCAGCGGCGCCGGCGACAACGGCGACGACGGAGGUGCCGCUGCUGGUGCUGGCGGCAGCGAUGGCAGUGGCGGCGGUAGCAGCAUUGGCCGUGGCGCAGACCUUCAACACAUGGAAAGGCAGUCGCUGGCCUCAAACACACACCAUCCGCGCGUGGUGCUGGGGCUGGUGCCGUUGCUGGCACGCGCAUGGGCCCCUGGAGCCGCCGCCGGCGCCGGCGACGCCGCCGGAGCAGCCGGAGCAGCGGGAGCUGCAGGAGCUGCUGUCGACGCUAUGGCAGCCGGUCCCUCUACGUCCGCCUCAUCAUCAGGCACCGCCGCCAUGCUGCUGCCUGCUGCUGCUACUGUUGCAGACCGGCUGGCCCCCUGGAGUGUGUGCUGCCGCCGCCAUCCCCAGGAAGCCGCGGCCCUGACGGCGGGGGCUGCUGAGACCUGGCGGCUGAUGACCAGCGCGGCCGCCGCGGCGGCGGAGGCGGCGGCGGGGUCGACGGCGGGGUCGGCGGGGGCGCCAGAGACACCGCCGACAGCGACAGGAGGGCUGCUGGGCAGCGGCAGUGCCGCCGCCGCCGCCAGCCCCGGGCCCGGUGACGGCGGCGGGCCCGAUGACGAUGAAGGGCACUUGGGCGCUGCUGGCAGGAGGGCAUCGGUGUGGCGGCAGCUUAUGCGGAAGGCCACGACCGUGUGGGGCUAUCGGCGGCCGCUGCGGCUGGCAGUAGCAGUAGCAGGGGUGGCAGUAGCAGUAGCACGGGUGGCUGUAGCAGCAGCCCCUGCUGCGUCUCCCGCCUCCUCGCCUGACGCCGAUCUGGCGGUGACUGCUGCUGAUGCUGCUGAUGCGGCAGCCGGCGGUGCUGCUACCGCCCCGGCCGCUCCCGACGGGCUGCAGGUGCAGCAGGCGGCGCAGGCGGCAGCGGCCGCUAGCGCCCUGCAGCAGCGGCAGCAGUGGGUGAUGAUGGCUGCACAGGUUCUGAGGGAGGCGGUGGCCCUGGGUAACGCCCGCCUUGCCAAGGCGCUGCUGCACUCGGGCCUGCCAGCCCCCGCCGAUGCGGCCACGACGGUCCUGACCGCCAGUGGCGACCGCAGCAGUGAGGAGCUGGUGCGCUGGUUCGUCCUGCGCCGUGACACGCCCCUGCCCCAGCAGCCGACCCAGCAGCCGCCGCCGCCGCCACAGCAGGGCAAUGCCUCGCAGGAGCAGCGGCAGCCGCGCCAUGAGCAGCAGCUGGAGCAGCCGCAGAAGCGCCAGCAGCAGACGCCACCAGCCCAGCAGAUAAUCCCAGCAUCCCACGGUGGCAGCAGCAGUAGCAACGGGAACGGGAUCGGUGCGCCCAGCAGCAGCAGCGGCAGCGGCGUCUGCGCUUGCGGCGCUGCGGACAGCAGGCGGCAACGUGCGUGUGUGCCGCAUGAGGUGGUGGAGGGGUUCAUGUCAGAGGGGCUGGGCGCGACAUCGCUACAGCUCUUGAUCACAGAAGCAUUGGACCGCGGUUGGUCCGAUGACAGCGUCUUGGGGCUCAUGGCGCUGCACGUGGCAGUAGCGGCGGCAGCUGCGGCACCAGCAAAGAAGGAGAGCUGGGAUCAGCGCUUGGGAGUUGCGGCGGCAACAGAAGCUGUGGCAGCCGUUGCAGCCUCUGUGGUGGGUGCAGCAGCCACGUCAGCGGCCGCGGCGGCAAUGGCAGCGGCCGGAGCAGCUCUGAGUUCGGCGAUCGGGGCUGCGGUUGGCGACACGACAAGGGGCGGCGGCGGCGGCGGCGGCGGUGGCCCCGGCGGCAGCAGAGGCGCCAGCAGUUGCGCGGCGGCUGGUGCUGCUGUGCCUCUGGAAGUUGCAGCAUGGCUGCGGAAGCGUUUCCUGCAGGCUACAAGGAGCGGCCGCAACGGUAUGGUGGUUGCGAUGACGGCACGCGGCUGGAUCCAACCUACCGACCUCGAGCCUGGCCACCUGUGUGCGCUGGCAGCGGCGGCGGGCGGCGCAGGCGCCAGCGCCGGUGCAGCAGACGGCGGCGGCGGCGCAGCUUACGCUGCUGGUGCUGACGCAUCAGCAGCAACAGCAUUAGCAGCGGCCGAGUCGGUGGAGAUACUGCUGCGUGUGGGCGGAGGCGGCGUGUACGGAGCGGGCUCGCGCGCGUGCCAUGACGCGCUGAUGCACGCAAUCUGCCGCGGGCCGCCGGCGCUCCCAACAAUCCGAGUGCUGCUGCGGCACGGCGUGGUGCCCACAGCGGCUCACCUCGCCGCGGCAGCCUUGGCGGGGGCUGUUGCAGCCUGGGACGGCUUGUCCGCUGCAGCCGUCACGGCCGCAGCAGCCGCCAUUGAAGCUGCUGCUGCCGCUGCCACAGGUUCAGCUGGCACCAUGAUGCAGCUACAGCCGUCCCAGCCCUGGGUGUUGCUGACUCACCUCCUGCUUCUGCACACGCCACACAAAGGCGCGCACAGCUCCGACGUUGCGGCUGCCGGCGCCAGUAGCAUCAUCUGCGGCAGCAGCAACCGCGUUGGCAGUAGUAACAGCAGUAGUGGAGGCGGCGGCUGUGGCGGCUGUAGCGAGCUAGCUGCCAUCAGGGCAGGCGGGCUGUCGGACAUCGUUCUGGAGGCGUUGGGGAUGCUACUGCCGCCGCCGGCAGUUGGCUCCUCCGCGGGAGGCGUUACUACUCAAGUUUCGUUUGGCCCGUGUUCGUUCCGUGCCGUCGUGCCCUUCUUGAGGCUACCGGAACACCUCAAGCCGGUUAUGAUUGUCAGGGGUGACGCCAGGGGCGUCCUGAGGAUAGCACCAAACCCCAGGACUGACGACGAUGCUUUGGCUGGUUGGGCGUGGGAGCGCCCUCUGGGCCGCGCGGCCGCCUCGUUUCUAUCUCGGGCGCUUGCUUGCCUUGACACCAAGCGAUGGCAGGCGUUACAAACAGCCACGUUGAUGGGAGCUCCUGCUGCUGCUGCUGCUGGCAGCCCCGCCAGCAGCAGCACCGCCGCCCCGCCAAUGGCAGCGGCGGUGUCUGCUGAGGCAGCAGUGCCAGUGCUUGCGGCCGCCGCACAAGCAACAGUGUCCCUCACAACAGCAGCAGCCUCCCCGGCAGCGGCCCCGGCAGUAGUGCCCACAGAAGCUGCUGCUAAUGCGACGGAGGAUGGGAUGCGGCUGCACCUGGCGGCGGCGAGGCUCCGAGCGGUGCUUUCGAGUCUACAUUUGGAAGACGUCAGGCCAGGCAACAUCAGGCGUCUAAGCCUGGUGCCAUCCAUACGCAUAUGGCGCGAGCACGCACCCUCCGACUACAGCUCUGCCCUGUGGCCGGAGCUGCUGCCGCUGCUACAGCCGCCUACCAGCAGCAGUAGCAAUGGCAGUAGCACCGGGAGACCUGGCGGUGGUGGCGGCGGCGAGGCCCCCGCGGCUGGCGGUGCGGCUGUAGCAGCGGCGGCCGCGUACAUGGAGCAUCAGGCUCAGUCGCGGUCGUUGCAGCAGGCACUGCCGCUCCUGCUAGCGGCCAGUGCUACAGCCAUCGUUGUCGGAAGCGGGCCGCCGGAGCGGUUUCGUCCACCGCCGGGGGCUGUUGGAGGCGCAGCUGCGCCCGGCGAAGCCGCCGCCGCCGCAGCAGCAGGUGGGGCGGCCGCUGGCGGUGCCGCCGCCGAGGCUGGUGGCGGCCAAGUGCAACAGCAGCCGCCACCACAGCCCAAGGUCCCUAGGGACUUUCUUCGCAUGAAUUACUUCGGCUUGCUUAGUGGCGACGAUGAUGCCGCAGCCGCCGCAGCUAUCCUAGAGGGGUGGGGCAAUGCCCGCGGUGGGAGCGCCGCUGCAGCAGCCGGAGGCGAAGCUGCUGCGGCUAUUGGCGCCGAUUCCGCUGGCAGCACAGCAGCCGGCGGCGCCGGCGCCGGCAGCACUAAACCGCAGGGAAUGACCGCUGCUGCUUGCGCUGCGGCGGCGGUGGCGGCGGCGUUGCGCCGUAUGCGCGGCGGGUUUGGUACGACUGGAGGCGGUGGCGGUGGUGCCGGCGCUGGCGAUGGCGACAGCAGGUACCCCUACGCCGCGUGCUCAGCUCGGGCUGCGGCUGUGGUGCGUGUCCUGUGUGAGGCGAUGGCAGUAACAGCCGCAGGCGGCGACGGUGGCCGAUCUAGCCGGUCGCCCAGCAGCCCGCUACUGCCGCUGUUGCGCGGCAGUAGCAGCCAGCGGUGCGAGUACCUAGCGGAGAUGCUGCUACUGCCGGCCCUGGAGUGGACGCUGCUAAUGCCGGCGGGUUUUGGGGCGCCGGUGCCGUGCCCAAGUGGUGCAGCAGCGGGCGGCGUGGGCGCUGGGCGUGAGGCUACUGAGGUUGAGCGUGGCAGCGGUGAUGCCGGCAGUAGCAGCUGUCAGCCAUUGCUGCUGCCAAUCCAACGGCUGCGGCUGUUGCUGGUCAUGGCACGUGGCGUGCUGGCGGGUGUGUGUGGUGCAUCGGCAGCAGGAAAUAGCGUCGGCAGUAGCAGCAGUAGCCUCACGCUGGCUUCGGUGCUGACACCGGCGCGGCUGCAGCCGCUGCUGCGACGCGUGUGCCGCAGGUACAUCUCCCUGGGUGAAGGCGAGCGGCUGGGUGAGCUGCUGGACGUGCUGAGUCAGGAUCUGUACGGCACUGUACACGGCAGUAGCAGCAGCUGGGGUGCCAGGGGCAGUAGCAGCGCCCUGCGGCACAACCUCCCCGCAGUGGGGCCACUCCUCUCACCGGACGCCGUUGUUACAGCUUUUGAGCUGGCUGCUGCUACAGCUGCUGCCACAGCCGCAGCUGCUGCCAAAGCUGCCGCUGCCGCCGCUGCCGCUGCCGCUGCUGCUGCCAUCAAUGGUGCAGUGGCGGUGGUCUCUGAUGGCGGCACCACCAGCGCAACUGAGGCGCAUGCGGCUGCCAGCAAUCAGAGCGCGGUGGCUGCGAUAGGCCAUGUGGGUCGGCAUGCAGUGGCCGGGGGCACACUGCGCCCUCAGGAGCUGGAGGCCGCUCUGGGCAUAGCAGUCAGGUCCGAGCAGUGGCAGGUUGUGCAGGCACUGUUGCGUGCGGGUGCCGGCUCAGUCGCCUUCCGCCAGCGCCUGCUGCACCUGCUGCAGCAGGAGGUGGCCACACCACCACCAUGCCCACUACCACCACCAUCAUCAUCGAGGACAACAACAGCAGCAGGUGGUGCACGCACUGCCGCCACAAAGGCCGCUGCAUCCAGGGCUGUCGCCGCCUAUAAUGCCGCCUGCAGCAAAAGGGCCAGCAUUGCAGAGACGGCGGUGGUGCUCUCAGCGGCGCUGCAGCAGGAGGAGGCCAGCGGUGGUGGCGUUGGCACCGAUGGCUGGGGCAGCGGUGGUGAAGAUGGUGGUGAAGAUGGUGGUUGUGGCAGCAACGGCAGCGGUGGCAGCUAUGGUGGUGGCCGUGGUGCUGGUGGCGGUGGCAGUGGCGGCAGAAUGCUGACUGGUGAAUCUGCAGCAGCGGCAAGGGUGGCAGGGGGCAGCGGCGGCUGGCGCUGGUGGUAGGUUACUGGUGAAAACCCAGGAGGCAGCGCUUGCUUUGUGACAGCAGCAGCAGUGGUGGCAGUAGCGGCAGUAGUGCUUGCCAUGCCACUUUAAUAAAAACCACUUAUUUGGGGUUGUCAGGUUCUGCUGCUGGUGCUUGGGCUGCCCACACCAUGGCUACUGCUACUGUUGAGGCUGCUACUGCUGGUGUUCACUCCCCGGUGUGGUGCUGAAGCAGCUGGCAAAACCAGCACUGCCCAGCUGUGGCCAGGCCUUGCACCUUCGGGGAGCGCCAAAGAAUUGCCCCCAAUGUAGGCCCUUGGGCAAGAAGACUGGGCAUUUCUCUGGGU
Chlamydomonas reinhardtii is the source of this 6762-nucleotide messenger RNA. RefSeq lists its product as uncharacterized. The transcript has 8 exons. The record is from RefSeq and is a predicted model, not a curated record. Lineage: Eukaryota; Viridiplantae; Chlorophyta; Chlorophyceae; Chlamydomonadales; Chlamydomonadaceae. Bases 104 to 6433 code for a protein of 2109 amino acids.